This is a messenger RNA of Entelurus aequoreus (snake pipefish), 7531 nucleotides long. Its product is annotated as A-kinase anchor protein 13-like. Bases 169 to 6675 code for a protein of 2168 amino acids. The record is from RefSeq and is a predicted model, not a curated record. NCBI's taxonomy places the organism in Eukaryota, Metazoa, Chordata, Actinopteri, Syngnathiformes, Syngnathidae. Gene Ontology annotation, cellular component: plasma membrane. The transcript has 38 exons. Gene Ontology annotation, molecular function: guanyl-nucleotide exchange factor activity. Gene Ontology annotation, biological process: regulation of Rho protein signal transduction.
AAGUUGUCCCGGGAGACGCUAACAACUGCGUGGAAAAGUGCGGUCGACACUUUUUUUGUCCCGCUAUCUGUUUAAUGGACAACUUUCAGGAACAAAAGGUUUAAUUCAACAGGAUUAACAUGCAGCCCAAAUACGCCUAAGUGUCUUCUUGUUCCAGUUCCCGGGGACAUGAAACUCACUCCCCAGCAAGCUCCACUGUAUGGCCGCUGCGUGAUCACGGUGCAGCUCGCCGAUGAGGAGCUGGCUGUGGACGAGGAGGGCGCCGACUACUUCCUGCUGUUUGUCGGCAGCACACAGAGGCACCUGACCAGCACACUGAGGAGCGGCCAUGACACCUUGCAGGCGCUGUGUCCCGCUCACGACUGUUGCGAGGAAGUGUCGGUCACCCUGUGCUCGGUCUCCUGCGGCGAGCCGGAGGCCCGCGGGGAUCUGAAGACGCACCCGGCUCCUUUGGCCGAGCAUCGCUUCAGCUUUGUUCAGGACAUGGCGUUCGACAUGGCCCAGUUACUGGUGAGCACGGUGGGCCGGACCGACGGCCUGGACGCGGCGCUGCUCCUGGACGAGUUUCACAUCCCCGUGCGGGAGUGCGAGCGUCUGGAUGAGAGUUUGGCCCUGGCCCUCCACCACAUCCCGCUUCCCCCGGGAUGGAGCCUGCUGGGGAACAAGCACACCAACGACACCGAUCCGGUUCCCCGCGAGACCCUGCUGCAUUUUUCCGCCCGCCGGGGCCUCCAUCGCGUCACAAACUUCCUGUUGCGACAGCCGGGAGCCGGGGAAGCCGUGCGACUGGCCAACCGGCAGGGCCACACCCCCGCCGCCGUCGCUGCGAUGCGGGGCCACGACGCCCUCCACGAGCUCCUGGCACAGGCCGAGUCGGGAGAAGGGCCCGAGUGCGUCCAGCUGGUCCCGACAGACGCCCGCGUCGCCUGCCACCUCCCCCGGCUGCGCACGCACACGCUGACGCAGAGCGUUCGCCCGGGCUGCGAUCCGCCGACCCUCGGCCUGAGCGUGGAGCAGCUGCUGCAUUUGACGUGUCAUCUCCACGCCAAGAGAGUUUCUGUGCUGGAUCUGCACUCUGACUCUCUGCACACAGCCGCCGAAUGCCGCGAGGACAUCGAGCCAGGGACGAGCUGCCCGCACGCUGAACAGGCCGAGGACUCGGAGGGAUUUUGCGGGUACGGAGACGAGGAGAAGGACGACUGGAGCGUGUCGGUGAGCCCCCGAGAGCAUGGCCCGGUGCCCCUUGAGGUUUGGGUGUGUCUCCAGUCUGGGAGAGAUUAUUGCCCAUCGGCGGAGGGAAGGGAACGGCCUGUUACCGCACGCAGCUUGAGUGAGUGUGAGAGCGCAGGAGAAGGGGGGAGCCCGCCCGUGGGAGGGUGCGGUGAGCAGGAAACCGAACAGGAGGCCACAGAGGGAGAGGAGCAGGAAGUAGAAGAAGAAGAACAAGACGACGAGACACUCGGUGGAAGUUUAGUCAUGGGCCAGUCCCGGUCCUCACACGGCUCUGACGCUGAAGGCGAGGAGCCUCACCAGGAUGGCGAGGUGUUGACUCACGCCCCGGACCUUUCUUUAGACGACCAGGAAACCGACAGCGCAGGCUUGGCCCCCUUAUCAGCAGAAGAGGACCUCCCAGUUCCGUCCGAGUGUGCCUGCGAUGAUGUCACCAGGGAGUCAGAUGUUCCACCCCUCGGUGAGGGGGAACCUCCGGUCGACGUACACGGCUUGGAAGAAAACCAGGAAACAGCUGCUCGGGAUUACGCCGCAGAGCAGGAGCAACAAAGCACAGGUCAGACCACUUCUAUGGAGGUACUUGUAGCUCUCGAAGACGCGUCCGCGACGUCGGACUUUGCCGACGGAGCCGGUCAGGACAAGAGCGAGGGUCCGCCCGAGCAGGCCGAUCUGGAUUCCGGCCUCACCCCCAGCCUGUCCAGCGACGACGACGUCAGUUUCCAGUCAGUCGGAAGCUGCACGACGGACGUGUUCCACCCGACUGAGGAAAGCGUCUCCCUCGAGGAGCAAAACUGGACCAACGCGGAGACGCCAUGUGACAGCAGCACACGUUCUCCGCCGUCGGACGCGGACCCGCCCGAGGGGGCUGCCGGCGAUGGCGACCUCGGCCUCGGCGGCGCCUCCGAGCCCGAAGAACCGCUGCUCAGCGUCCGAACGGCUGAGGAACCAGAGGAACAAGGUGCCCCGGCAGAGCCUUCGGAGGAACCAGAGGAGCAAGGUGCCCCGGCAGAGCCUUCGGAGGAACCAGAGGAACAAGGUGCCCCGGCAGAGCCUUCGGAGGAACCAGAGGAGCAAGGUGCCCCGGCAGAGACUUCGGAGGAACCAGAGGAGCAAGGUGCCCCGGCAGAGCCUUCGGAGGAGGACCCAGCCUCUGUGGUGGAGGAUGGAGACGGAAACAGUGCUGAGCAGAAUGAAGAGGGGGAGGCCAUCGUGUCUGAACACGCCGGGACCGGCGAAGCGCUGAAAGGAGACGAGCCCGAUUCUUCCACGAUCCAUCGAGACACAGAGGCGUCCUUCCACCAGCCCCUCAACGCUCAGAACUCAGGGUCUUCACAGUCGUCCACCUUGCCCGCUUUGUCCAGUCGGACCAUCAGCAGCAGCAACAGUUGCUCCUCCGCCACACACAGAGACUCAGGCAGCGAUGCUGAAAGUCUGCUGAGCGCCGAGGUGGCAUAUGACAGCGUCUUCAUCAAGAAUGACGAGCCAGUGACGGGCGGCGACAGCACCAGCGAGGUCUCCAUCUCCUGCUCGUCCACGGACGACACGGCCAGCGUGGGUCCGUCCAGCUCCAGUCCCGACGGCAGCCAGGGUCUGGGCAGCAGCUGGAGCCCGGAGGAAGUCAUCACGUCGCGGGGGGCCUCCGUCUCCACGGACGGAGGCGGCGGGGGCGCGGGAAUACUGGGCAGGGAGGCCGAGGAGGAGGCCAAAGACCGAGUGACGGAGGUGCCGCGGCGCUCCUGCCUCCUCCGGAGCAGCCUGCGCUCCUUGUCGCCUCUUCGCCGCCACAGCUGGGGACCCGGGAAGAACAACGGAGGACACGGCGCCAUGAACCAGAGAAGCUACAGCCUGGAGGGCCUGAGCGGCGGCCAGGAGGAUGUCAGGGGCUUGAUGCGCCAGGGUCCCCGCAUCCAGGAGCCUUCCAGGAUGCUGCGGCAUGACGUGGACGAGCGGGGCUCGCUGGUAUCGCUCACGGAGGAGCGGGAGGAAACGGGGGAUCUUGGCGGCCUGGAACUGCUGAAAUCCAGACGCUAUCGGCCCCUGAGGAACAGCUGCCCGCCCAUGACCCUGCCCCUCACCAAGUCGGUGUCCAUGCUCGCCAUCAGCCACCGAGACAUUGACGGCAUGAGGUCGUUCUCCAGCCCUUCCGGCUCAUUAGCAUACAGCAUAUCAGAGGAGGAGCCCGGCCCUCUGCGGAGCGACGCCGAGGGGAAGGGCGCCACCAAAGUUAGCCGCACCUUCAGCUACCUCAAGAACAAGAUGUACAAGAAGACCAGGGAAAAGGAGCGAGACAAAAGGGAUAAAGAGAAGGAAGUCAAAGAGAAGGACAAGAAGGCGGUGAACGGCCAUCACUUCGCCGCCGUCAGCUCCGGCCAGGCGCUGCCGUGCUCCCAGUGCUCCCAGUGCAAUAAGGCCUUCAGCAGCAAGGAGACGUACCAGUGCACAUACUGUAAUGCCUGCGUGCACAAAGGCUGCAGGGAGGGCCUGCCUGUCUGCGCCAAGGUAAAGAUGAAGAUGCCCAGGCAGCAGUUCACCGUGCCGGAUUCCAGCUCCUUCCCCGGAGUCACCAUGAGGAACAAAUCGGGAGGUACGAGGGAGCGUCCCUGGUCAGCCAUCUUGUCCCCGGAAGACCACUCCUCCAUGACCAUGCCGCCGUCGUGCCGCAGACACACGGGCCUCAUGCCUUUCCACGGCAACAACCUGUCCAAGAGUCUGUCCAUUAGCAACAUUGCCGGUCCAGUGUUUGACGAGAUGCCCAUCAAAGGCCUGCGCUAUCUGUCCCAGUCCACGGACUCCCUCAACAGGACCAACCAGGUCACAGAGUCCAUGGAAUCCCUCACUGAUGAAGGGACGGAGAUGAUGGACGGACAGUUGAUGGGAGAGUUUGAGGGGGAAGCCAAGGAGCUGGAGGCCGACUCGUGGAGUUUAGGUGUGGAUCAACAGUACCUGCAGCAGCUGGAUCGGGACCUGGUGAAGAGGCAGGACGUCAUCUACGAGCUGAUGCAGACGGAGAUGCACCACAUCCGCACGCUGCGCAUCAUGUCGGAGGUGUACAGCAAGGGCCUGCAAAAGGAGGCGCAGCUGGAGCAGCAGACGGUGGAGAGGCUGUUCCCGGCGCUGGACGAGCUGCUGGAGCUCCACACGCAGCACCUCCUGCGCCUCCUGGAGAGGAAGAAGGAGAGCCUGCUGGACUGCGGGCGGUCCUCGGAGCGGGGCUUCGUGGUGCACAGGAUAGGAGACAUCCUCCUCAGCCAGUUCUCGGGGUCCAAUGGCGAAAGCAUGAAGAAGAUCUACGGAAGGUUCUGCAGCCGCCACAACGAAGCAGUCAACUUUUACAAAGACCUGCUAAACAAAGACAAGCGCUUUAAAGCCUGCAUCAAAAAGAAGAUGAGUAGCAGCAUUGUGCGGCGGCUCGGCAUCCCAGAAUGCAUCUUGCUGGUGACUCAGAGGAUCACCAAGUACCCUGUGCUGAUUCAGAGGAUCCUGCAGCACACCAAAGAGGGCGACGAGGACUACGAGGACCUGACGGAGGCGGUGCGACUGGUCAAGCGGGUGAUCGCCGCCGUGGACGCCAGGGUGAACGAGCACGACAAGCGGCGCCGCCUGAAGGACUUCCACGCCCGCACCGACGGCAAGUCCAUCAUGAUGAUGAAGAGCGGCCAGAUCUUCGCCCGCGAGGACCUCCUGAGGAGGCGGCUGAUCCACGACGGCGCUCUGCAGCUGAAGAGCAUCCAGGGCCGACAGAAAGACGUUCACGCCUUGCUCCUGUCGGACGUGGUCGUCUUCCUGCAAGAGAAGGACCAGAAAUACGUCUUCGCCAUGCUGGACCAGCGCUCCACCGUGCUCUCGCUGCAGAAGCUGAUCGUGCGCGAGGUCGCCAACGAAGAGCGCGGCCUUUUCCUCAUCACGGCCGGCACCGAGAAGCCCGAGAUGAUGGAGGUGCUGGCCAGCUCCAAGGAGGAGCGCAACACGUGGAUGCAGCUCAUCCAGGACGCCAUGCAGUCCAUGGAGAGGGACGAGGACGAGGGAAUUCCCAGCGAGACGGAAGACGACCGGAGACAACUGGAGAACAAGAAGAAGGAGAUGCGAGACCUGCUGAGGCAGAAGGACUCCGAGAUCCUGGGUCUGCUGGAGGAGAAGGCGCGGCUCUUCAAGGGCAUGUGCGUGGGCUCCGGCACGUCCGAGGAGCCUUUCUUCAGGGCGCCCGGCGGCCCCGAGCCCCCCAGGGGGGCGUGCAUCAUGAAGGACGCCCUGCAGGAAGUGGAGACGCUGCAGGGCCUGGUAAACGGCAGCCUGGGCGGGGCCAUGGCCAGCGUCCAGGACGGCGGCGAGGCGGGCCCCGUGUGUUUACCCCGCCGGGCCGAGACUUUCGGCGGCUUCGACAGUCACCUCAUGCACAGCGGAAAGAGCGCAGACCGCGAGGAGAGCGAGGACGCCGCCAGAGAUCUACGCAGGACCGAGUCUGACGGCGUCUUAAAGAAGGGAGGAAACGCCAACCUGCUGCUGCUGCUCAAGAGGAACAGCGAGGUAACGUCCACGCUUCCUGCCGCUAACCCCGUUAGCUGUCGGCAUGGAAACCGCUCUCGCUGUCAGUGGCGCUCGUCAUUUACUGUCCAGUGCCAUGGCAACGCAUCAACAUCCUUAUCAGGGGUCCUCCACAGCGUGUCCAACCUGCACCUGCUGCUCAGCAUGCUGCAGGCGGUGGUGGUGCAGCAGGACAGCUUCAUCGAGGACCAGCGCCAGGCCCUGAGCGAGCGCUCCUCGUCCUGCUCCUCCUCCUCCCUGUCCCGCCCGUCCUCGCGGCCCGGCUCGCUGAUCGAGCAGGAGAAGCAGCGCAGCCUGGAGAAGCAGCGGCAGGAGCUGGCGGCGCUGCACAAGCAGCAGGCGGCGCACGCCGAGGAGCGGCGCCGGCGCGAGAAGGAGUGGGAGAGCAGGGAGCGGCGGCUGGGCGAGAAGGAGACGCUGCUGCGCCUGCAGGAGGCGGAGCUAAGCAAGCAUCAGAAGGACGUGCAGGAUGAGAGGCAGGACCUGCAGGGCAGGAAGGAAGACUACCAGAGGGACCUGGAGAGACUGAGGGACGCUCAGAGGAAGUUGGACAAAGAGCGGGAGUUGCUGCAGAGACAGAUGGACAAGAUGGAGGAGCGCCGACGGGCUGAGAGGACGCCCUCCACCACGUCCGAGGAGUCCCAGUUGGCGGGCAGCUCCCAGUCCUUGGACCAGGACCGGGACCCGGCGGACGUGUCGCCCUCGCAGCGCCCCAAGGCCAACAAGACGCGAGGCCUCAACCCCUUCACCUCGUCCUCGUCCUCGGCCUCGGCCGACGCCAACAAGCAGCUGACCAAGAGCCUGAUGCAGCUCGCCAAGCGCAAAGACAAGCGCAAGAAGAAGGUCAAAGGUCAAGGCGCAGACCCCGAGCCUCCUCUUGACGGCCAGAUCUUCUUCUGCUGAGACCUGACAGGAAGUGGACCUCUGGCCACGCCCACACCUUGAGGACAGGAAAUGGAAGUGCAUUAAAAGGAAAUGAAAGAAAAAAAGUCAACGUUGACGUUUAAAGUGCAAACAAAUUGACAAAAAGCUUCGAUUGGACAGGAAGACGUGGUCACGUGAUCUCCUGCGGCCAUCUUCCAUGAAAUCUUCUUUGGACGUCUCCUUUUCUUCUUCGUUGGUUCUCGCUUUGUUUUUGUUGGGAUUGCACGCCAAUCAUCAUCUUUUAUCCUCGACUCGGUUACCAGCGAGCGGCCGUUAAAUGUGCGCAGUUUCUGGAACGUCACGCUGCUUCUAUCUCAUCUUCUAACUUCACAUCAAAUCACCUUUCAUUGUGUUUCUUUACGCUGAAAAAUGGCGUCUCUGCAAAAUGUUUACAGAUGAAAAAGUUGCAUUAGUUACUAAAACAUGUUUUUCGUUAACUACCUGCGGGUCAGGUACAGCUGCGCCCCCUGCUGGUAGAUUUGGAGAACCACAAUUUUCCCCCCUCCCCCGCGCUGUUUUUGUUGGCGAGUUGGCAGGAAGCAGCUUUAAAAAGGGGGCGGAGCCGACACGUCUUCUUCCCGCCUCCUGAAAGACGGCCGGCGGCCGAAUGCACUAAAAAGCUUUUGUAACGGGAAGAAAAGAAAAAAAGCGUUUGUACGAAGAAAACACAAAUGUAAAUAUGAUCUAUGUAUAAAACAAAUCACCUGUACAAAAAAAAAGGUUACUUUUUGUGAUUUAUUACAAUAUUUUCUAAGAAUGUUUAUUUAUGUUUUAUUCUCUCCCUGUUUGGGGGAGGCGAUAAACAUGUGAUGUUUCGCUCCUAAUUAAAACAAAG